GGCAUUGUCAAAUUUCAUUUAAUGAACACCAGCAGUGUCAUUCGCUCUGACCUUAUUUCAACUGCUUUGCGGGUUGUCUGUUUCGCAUUGUUCCUCUAUACCUGAACAGUAUACUACAAUCUCUUUGCAAUUUGUAAGUGAGUUGUGAUUGGUCAUAAUCUUAUGCCUGAAGUUCACCGACAAUUGCGCCUGGCUCCAUGGCAACAGCUGCCAUGUCUUCAUCUACUAUAGAUCUCGGUAACGUGAGUGAGAUCACGGAACAUUCUGGAGAACCAACGUGCAAUAUUUCCGUUGUGCCGAUUGCCCCUGUUGUUGAAGAUCCCGAUCAGGGAUGGUUCUGGGUGAAUCUGAUACUCUUCACCAUCUUCACCUUUGGUUCUGGUCUAUACUCGGCCCUGACGACAAGUUUCUUUUCCCAGGACCUCACCAGGCUUGAGGUAUGUCUUCGCCAGGGUACCCGAAGCGAAAAGGUCAACGCCUCCCGGGUCAUGAGGCUUCUGAAGUACCCCAAUUUACUGAUUGUCACGCUCAACAUGGGUAACGUAGCCGCCAUCGUGUGCCAGCCAAUCGUCUUAGCCUACAUUAUUAGCCCGAUACUGUCCGUUCUUGUUUCAGCAAUAACUGUUUUCAUCUUCAAUAAGUUAUUACCUCAGCUCGUUGGUGAUCGACAUGGAUUGGUUCUUGCCGCAAAUAUGGCAUGGUUCGUUUAUAUAUCAAUUGCAGUGUUUUUCAUCAUAGCUUGGCCUGUUGCCAUGCUGCUAUCAGUGUUAAUCGUGAAGAGGAAAGACAGAUUUUACGAGCGAGCAGAACUCAAGGCCCUGAUAGAGCUCCAGAUGACAUCACCAGACGCUGCAGCUGAACAGCAUACCCUGACAUAUGACGAAGUUCACAUUAUCAAGGGAGCAUUGGAUGCUGAGAGUAAGGUUGCCAUGGACGCCAUGAUACCACUGGAUAACGUUAGCAUGUUGGACUAUGAUGGGGUUUUUGACAGGAAGACUAUGCAGUUGCUUGCUACACAGAAAUUCUCGCACGUUCCAGUCUAUAAGAACCACCGUAAAAACGUCCAAGGCGAGUUUGUGAUCAAGGAACUAAUUCUCCUCGACCCCGAAGACCAAGAGCUAAUCUCUACGUCGUUCAACAGAUUCGGUCGUUCUCUCCAUUUCAUUCCGUCAAGUAGACCUCUAUAUGAUAUAUUCGAUGAUAUGAACCUUGGGCGUUACCGAAUAGCUGCCGUGCUUGAUGAUGACACAGAGGUUGUUAUCGGAUUCCUAACGCUACAGAACGUCUUGGAUGUGAUUCUAGGUCAAACUCGAGCCCUUAGUCGACGGGACUCAUCUGGUACGAUGAAGAUGGUCCAGUCUGGAUUACAACUUGCCAUGGAACGCCGGAGGUCCCUUCACGCUAGCAAUACCCUUGUUUCUGAAGGAAAUCAUCGACCUACUGAAAUUACCCCUUUGAUCAAAGAAGUUUCAUGAUCAAAAUGAUUUCCGAGACUUAAACUAACGUGGAUGAGAUGGCACCAAUUAGAGAUGAAGUGAAUUUCUACAGUCUAAGAAUACAGACCUCAUGCAUGUAUACCCCAAACGACAUUCUAGAUUAGCCAAUGGAGCAUAAUAAUAAUCUUACGUUAAUAAAAGAAUAAGAGCAACAGAAUAAGACAUAUAUAAAGUAGUAUUAGUUAAGGUAAAUAUAGUAGGAUCCCUAGUUGCCACGUUGGUGUUGAAGGUGUUAGUUUUAUUAUCAUUAUUAUUAUUAUUAGUAGUAGUAGUAGUAGUAGUAGUAGCAGUAUAGUAGUAGCAGCAGUACUAAUAGUAUUAUUAUUACUAUCAUCAUAAUUAUGAUUAAUAUUAUUACUAGCACUAUUGCUACUACUACUACUACUACUACUACUACUACUACUAUAAUUACUACUGCUAGUACUACCAUUUUUAGUUUUAUCCGUUUUGGUAGUGGUGGUGGUGGUGAUGGUAGUAGUAGUAGUAGUAGUAGUACUAUAGUAGUAGUAGUAGUAGUAUAGAAGUAGUAGUAGUAUUAGAAGUAGUAGUAGUAGUUAAGUAGUACUAGUAGUAGUAGCUGUCGUAUUAGUGGUUGAAGUAGUAACAAUAGUAGUAGUAGAUGCAGUAGUAGUAGUAGUAGUAGUAGUAGAAGUAGCGGUUGUUAUAGUAUUUUCUUCAAAAUGAACAGUUUCAAAUAUCUUACAAUAUUUCAUUAUCAUUCUUUUUUACAAAAUAAUACAAAUGCAAAUUGAUAAAAGUGAAGUAAUUGGUUAUAUUAAUCGCAAUUCUCGAUAUGGUGGCGCUCUUCACAAUCUCCAACUCCACUCCAGUUUGAUGAAGAGUUUGGUAAACCUGGGUCCCACUUAUCGGUCCCACAGCACACAGACUAGAUACUAAUUGUACCAAGGUCGUCAAUUGUAAAAAUCACCUGUAUAAUUACUUGCAAAGAUAUGUAUCCUUGCAGGGACCCUGAAAUUUACCACAACAUUAGAAAACAUGAUAAUUAAUAGGGUGGAAUAAGUGGUUGCAUAGAACAAAAAUACAGCUUGUCACCAGUCCUACCGUAACAUUAGCCACACUCUUUGGGAAAAUCAAGUUCAUUUAAUAUCACUAGUGUACAGAUGGGGGGGGGGGGGGUGCCCAUGGACUCCCACAACUUUUCACGACC
Molecule: messenger RNA, 2664 nt
Organism: Lytechinus pictus (painted urchin)
Lineage: Eukaryota; Metazoa; Echinodermata; Echinoidea; Temnopleuroida; Toxopneustidae
Exons: 8
Coding region: 198-1475 (425 amino acids)
Biological process (GO): magnesium ion homeostasis
Source: RefSeq, a predicted model, not a curated record